This is a messenger RNA of Pangasianodon hypophthalmus (striped catfish), 1072 nucleotides long. It is a transcript of the gene nubpl, whose product is annotated as nucleotide binding protein-like. Gene Ontology annotation, molecular function: 4 iron, 4 sulfur cluster binding; ATP binding; ATP-dependent FeS chaperone activity. The record is from RefSeq and is a predicted model, not a curated record. NCBI's taxonomy places the organism in Eukaryota, Metazoa, Chordata, Actinopteri, Siluriformes, Pangasiidae. Gene Ontology annotation, biological process: iron-sulfur cluster assembly; mitochondrial respiratory chain complex I assembly. Bases 4 to 996 code for a protein of 330 amino acids. Gene Ontology annotation, cellular component: mitochondrion. The transcript has 11 exons.
AAAAUGGUAUUUUUUCAAAGCUGCAGAAAGCUUUCACAGGUGUUGAAGCCUAACUGGGCUUCCACUGGCACUGUGUUGUGGUCAUGUAGUAAUGUUAGACAUCUUCAGCCUCUGUCAGUGGGCUGUAAACUUCAUGUUCGUUUGAAGGGUUCAGCCGCUGGUGAGAGACAGCAGGAGAGGCAGAGGGCUCACAUGGCACGUGGCCUUCCAAAGCAAAAGCCCAUAGCAGGUGUUAAAGAGGUCAUUGUUGUUGCUUCAGGAAAAGGAGGUGUUGGCAAAUCUACCACAGCAGUAAAUCUUGCUCUUGGACUUAUGGCCAACGAUCGGAGUAAGACGGUGGGUCUUUUAGAUGCUGAUGUUUAUGGCCCCUCAAUCCCAAAGCUGAUGAACCUCAGAGGAAACCCAGAAUUAACAGACAACAACUUAAUGAGACCCCUUAUGAACUUUGGGAUCCCUUGUAUGUCCAUGGGCUUCCUGGUUGAAGAUACAGCACCCAUUGUGUGGAGGGGUCUGAUGGUCAUGUCAGCCAUUGAGAAGCUCCUCAGGCAGGUAGACUGGGGCUCUUUGGAUUACUUAGUGAUUGACAUGCCUCCUGGAACAGGGGAUGUACAACUUUCCAUCACACAGAACAUCCCGAUAGCAGGUGCUGUGAUCGUGUCCACUCCACAGGACAUCGCUUUGUUAGAUGCACGCAGAGGUGCUGAGAUGUUCCGUAAGGUUAACGUGCCGGUGCUUGGCUUGGUUCAAAACAUGAGUGUUUUCCAGUGUCCUCAGUGCAACCAUCAGACACACAUCUUUGGCUCAGAUGGAGCGAGAGAAUUGGCACGUGCCCUUGGAGUAGAGGUUCUUGGUGACAUUCCACUUCAUUUGAACAUCAGAGAGACAUCAGACAAGGGUCAGCCCGUGGUUGUGUCCUCUCCUGACAGUCCUGAGGCUGAAGCAUACAGAAGAAUCGCCUCAGCAGUGGUGCGUCGCCUCACAGAGGAGUCCAGCUGAAUGACUUCAACACUGCUAUGCUAUUUAUUUAUUAGUCACUAGUACUGAGAAAUUUCAAUAAAUAUUUUACUCAUGA